This is a messenger RNA of Vitis vinifera (wine grape), 1175 nucleotides long. RefSeq names its product small ribosomal subunit protein uS3x. The coding region runs from base 169 to 1092 and encodes 307 amino acids. The transcript is spliced from 5 exons. NCBI's taxonomy places the organism in Eukaryota, Viridiplantae, Streptophyta, Magnoliopsida, Vitales, Vitaceae. The record is from RefSeq and is a predicted model, not a curated record. Gene Ontology annotation, biological process: translation. Gene Ontology annotation, molecular function: RNA binding; structural constituent of ribosome. Gene Ontology annotation, cellular component: cytosolic small ribosomal subunit; nucleus.
GCAGCCGUUCAAAGAUCAGGACAGAAGUUCAUUUGCCCCGUCCGAUUGUUCUCGCUCACAAACCCAGUCUUCUUAUAUAAAAUAGAGAUUGCCUCGUCCAAAGCCCUAGUGAAAUUAGGGUUUGCAAAAGCAUAGAGAAACCCGAGCUCAGAUCUCAAACCUGCAAACAUGGCGACUCAAAUGAGCAAGAAGAGAAAGUUCGUAGCUGAUGGAGUUUUCUUUGCUGAGCUGAACGAGGUUCUCACCAGAGAGCUGGCCGAGGAUGGCUACUCUGGUGUCGAGGUUAGGGUUACGCCAAUGCGCACUGAAAUCAUCAUCAGAGCCACUCGUACUCAGAACGUUCUUGGUGAGAAAGGGAGGAGAAUUAGAGAAUUGACGUCCGUUGUACAAAAGCGAUUCAAGUUUCCUGAGAACAGUGUGGAGUUGUAUGCCGAGAAAGUCAACAACAGAGGACUUUGUGCUGUUGCUCAGGCCGAAUCGCUACGGUACAAGCUCCUUGGAGGCCUUGCCGUUCGCAGGGCCUGCUAUGGUGUUUUGAGAUUCAUUAUGGAAAGUGGGGCAAAGGGAUGUGAGGUGAUUGUUAGUGGGAAAUUGAGGGCACAACGUGCCAAAUCCAUGAAGUUUAAGGAUGGGUACAUGAUAUCUUCUGGUCAGCCAGUCAAGGAAUAUAUUGACUCAGCUGUGAGACAUGUGCUUCUAAGACAGGUUUGCUUCACUCACCCAGUUGAUCUGUUCAUGCUUCUUUUUGUUAACAUCCUCAACCAUUGCGGUGGUUCAUACGGUUGCUUACCUUCAUUGCAAUUGUGUCCUGAUCAUGUUCUGGAUUGCUUGCCAUCAAACAGGGUGUACUUGGUAUCAAGGUCAAGAUCAUGCUUGAUUGGGAUCCCAAGGGAAAGCAAGGCCCCAAAACGCCUCUCCCUGAUCUUGUCACCAUCCACACUCCCAAGGAAGAAGAAGAAUACAUCAGGCCUGAAAAGUUGGCAACUGAUAUUGAGGUCCCAACGGCUUAAUCCCCCUGUGAUUACUACUGCCCUAAAAUUAGAUACCAGUGCCAUAUGUAAUCUGGAAUUUUUUAGCACAUUUAAAUUUUGACAAUGAGACUUGCUGAGUGUUUUAUAUCUUAAAACGUUUCUCAAAUUUUGUUUUAUUCCAGUGGGUUUCUGUUCAAGAGUCAA